Molecule: messenger RNA, 1029 nt
Organism: Brachypodium distachyon (stiff brome)
Lineage: Eukaryota; Viridiplantae; Streptophyta; Magnoliopsida; Poales; Poaceae
Product: putative wall-associated receptor kinase-like 16
Exons: 1
Coding region: 1-1029 (342 amino acids)
Biological process (GO): cell surface receptor signaling pathway; protein phosphorylation
Cellular component (GO): plasma membrane
Molecular function (GO): protein serine/threonine kinase activity; ATP binding
Source: RefSeq, a predicted model, not a curated record
AUGUCAAAGCAUGUUGAUACAGUCAGAAUAUUCACAAGAGAAGAACUAGAGAACGCAACAAACAAUUUUGACUCAAGCAGAGAACUAGGAAGAGGCGGCCAUGGAACUGUUUACAAGGGAAUUCUCAAGGACAGCAGAGAAGUAGCAAUAAAGCACUCAAAGAUUAUGAACGUCGCCGAGAAAGAUGAAUUUGUGCAAGAGAUUAUUAUACUUUCACAGAUAAACCACAGGAAUGUGGUAAAGCUUCUAGGUUGCUGCUUAGAAGUGGAAGUCCCAAUGUUGGUCUACGAAUGCAUCCCAAACGGCACUCUAUUCGAGCUGAUGCAUGGCAAAAACAGAAGGCAAUUCAUUUCAUUGGAUGCUCGUCUCAGGAUAGCUCAGGAGUCUGCAGAAGCACUAGCAUAUCUUCACUCAUCAGCAUCCCCACCCAUAAUUCACGGAGACGUCAAAUCUCCAAACAUUCUGCUUGGCGACAACUACACAGCAAAAGUGACUGACUUUGGAGCAUCAAGAAUGCUUGCUACUGAUGAAAUACAAUUUAUGACAUUGGUGCAGGGAACUAUAGGUUAUCUGGACCCUGAAUACUUACAAGAGCGUCAACUGACAGAGAAGAGUGAUGUAUACAGUUUUGGAGUUGUGCUCCUAGAGCUCAUUACGAGGAAGUUUGCCAUUUACUCCGACGGUGCUGGAGAAAAGAAAAACCUCGCAUCAUCAUUCCUUCUGGCAAUGAAAGAGAACAGCCUUCAAUCCAUACUAGACCAGCAUAUAUUGGAAUUCGACGCGGAGCUGCUCCAAGAAGUCGCUCAGCUGGCAAAGUGCUGCUUGAGUAUGAGGGGGGAAGAACGGCCACUAAUGACGGAAGUCGCCGAGAGGUUGCGAACAAUACGAAGCAGGUGGAGAGAACAGUUGAUGCAGAAUCCUAUCAAGGAGACCGAAUGUUUGCUUGAGAAUUCAUCAUCGCAGUAUGACCCUUCUAGCACUGGACAUCAUGGAAGUCUGAUGGCGCUAGAUUUAGAAAGUGGUAGAUGA